Molecule: messenger RNA, 1368 nt
Organism: Elephantulus edwardii (Cape elephant shrew)
Lineage: Eukaryota; Metazoa; Chordata; Mammalia; Macroscelidea; Macroscelididae
Gene: MRPS5
Product: mitochondrial ribosomal protein S5
Exons: 11
Coding region: 1-1320 (439 amino acids)
Biological process (GO): translation
Cellular component (GO): ribosome
Molecular function (GO): RNA binding; structural constituent of ribosome
Source: RefSeq, a predicted model, not a curated record
AUGGCUGCAGGACUGCGAGCCAUCGGCUGCUUUACCCUCCUGUGUGGCGCGCCUGUUGGUGAGAACCUCGUGCUGGGUGCAGGGGCGCUCACCGGGGCGGGAGGGGACCGGGGAGCUGGCGGGGUUGCAGGCGGUCGGGAGCGGGGCAUCCACACCCCGGGCUGCCUUUUGUCAUCAACGGGAACCAGAGGCAACUGUCAUUACUCCACUAUAUCUGCCGUGCUACAGAGACGAUGCUGUGUUUAUCCUCCCAGCAGUAACUGGGUGGGCCAACAGUCCAGACCCUACAGUUUCUUCACAAAAUUGACAGCAGAUGAGCUGUGGAAAGGUGCCCUAGCUGAAACUGGUGCUGGAGCCAGGAAAGGCAGAGGCAAGAGAUCUAAGAAAAAGAGAAGGAAGGAUUUGAACAGGGGCCAGAUCAUCGGUGAAGGACGCUCUGGUUUCCUGUGGCCUGGCCUUAAUGUCCCUCUAAUGAGAAAUGGAACGGUGCAGGCCAUUGGCCAAAGAAGCAAGGAGGAGCAGGAGAAGGUGGAGGCAGACUUGGUGCAGCAGAGAGAAGAGUGGGAACGGAGGAAGAGAAUGAAGGUCAAACGGGAGCGAGGAUGGAGUGGAAACACGUGGGGAGGCGUCAGCCUUGGCCCCCCUGACCCUGGUCCCAAUGGAGAAACAUAUGAGGAUUUUGAUACCAGGAUACUUGAGGUAAGAAACGUAUUCAACAUGACAGCAAAAGAGGGACGAAAGAAGUCUGUUCGAGCCUUGGUAGCUGUGGGGAAUGGAAAAGGCGCUGCAGGUUUUGCCAUUGGGAAAGCUGCUGACCGGAUGGACGCUUUCAGAAAAGCCAAGAACAGAGCAGUUCACUAUUUGCAUUAUAUUGAACGCUAUGAGGACCACACGAUUUUCCAUGACAUUUCCUUAACGUUUAAAAGAACGCAUAUCAAGAUGAAGAAACAACCCAGAGGUUAUGGCCUCCACUGCCACCGGGCCAUCAUUACCAUGUGCCGACUCAUUGGCAUCAAAGACAUGUACGCCAAGGUGUCUGGGUCCGUCAAUAUGCUCAAUCUCACCCGGGGCUUCUUCCAUGGACUCUCCCACCAGGAAACGCAUCAGCAGCUGGCUGAUAAAAGGAGUCUCCAUGUUGUAGAGUUCCGGGAGGAAUGUGGCCCUCUGCCCAUUGUGGUCGCCUCCCCCCAGGGCGCCUUGAGAAAGGAUCCAGAGCCAGAACAUGAUGUUCCCGACACCAGUCUGGACUGGGAAGAUGUGAAGGUGUCGCAGGGAAUGAAGCGCUCUAUGUGGUCAGGUUUAAAGAGAGCGGCCACCUGAGAGCCCAGCUGGCCUUAAAGGGACAGUGUCCGCUGCUGCCCAGCGCCU